CGAAGCAGCUCUGGUCCUAACUUCGUUUGAUAUCCUGACCAUUGGCACUUCUCUACUGGCCAAGUCGGGCUGUUCUAUGACUGGUCUUAUUCAAGUCUUGAAUCUCUCUUCAAGCAAUCUUCUCCUCUCUACUGAAGUGUAUCAAGGAAUUCAUCUGUACCCGUAGAUUCUGCAAUCGUUCAUUCGCAACACAAAAUUUUGCAUCUGUCCCAGGAGCCCUUGUAGCUAGGGCUUCAAACUCAGCGGCUAGAACCUCCAAGCUGGAGAUCAUCUCAGCUCCAUACUUCAAAACUUUAUCUGCUUUAAAUUGAAGAGCAGCUUCAACACCAGGGUUCAGGACAGUUUCCGGAGAUAAAGCAUUAACACCAGUAACUGUAGCACCCGUCCUCCCCAGGUUUUCUCUAUUCUUCAACUCCUUGCUUGCAUUUCUAAUGAAGAGAAUCAACGUUCGCUUUGCAGCAUUUGAAUCAGCUUUGUUUUCAUCAGUAAACAUAUCUGCCAGACUAUCUUGGAGAACUAAAAUCGUGGCUUGGGCAAUUCCCUUGAGCCUCCCUGUAAUUUCAGUCUAAGGUGGUCAGUUGCAAACUCUUCAGGGUCAACUCAUAAAAUCAUCCACAGUUAACAUUUUCACCUCCUCGAGGUUUGCAAGAGCUCCGGGAAUAGGAUCAAUAUCAGCCAUUCUAUCACUGGCCACAGACACACCGUAGAAGGUACUAGUUGAAAACCUGGGGUCCUGAUUCACAAAACUUGGAUUCUCUCCCUCCUCGUCCUAGGCUAAGGAACUAGCUUGAGUGAAAACUUAUCCUCUUGAACACUAGGCAGACCUCCCCGACCCGACGUGUUUCGUCCUGGGUUUUGUACUGUUUCUUUCUGGAUAAGGGAUGUCACAGGGUUCCAAUCAGAGUCAAACCCACAAAAAGGAGAGGUGGGGCUCAAAGGGGGAUCUGCCAUCCCAGGAAAAUUUCAUCUGUUUUGGUUCUCGGUAUUUGCAAAAUGCAAAUUUUCCACUGUGCAUUUCUCACCUAAUUUUCAAUUAGGUCCUCACGCCAAAUGCCGGACACAGGCUCAGUAGUCAGACCCAUUUCUCACGAGCUUGUUUCUGUAAAUAUCCACAGUUCAUUUAUAGUCUAGGAACAGGGAAAGCACAUUUUGCGGUGGAAACUGAAAAAAUAAAUCACUAUUAAUCAGUUCCACAUAGUUAAACAAUUUUUAAGCAAUACCAUCAACUAAUCAUUAUUUUACAAUCAAUCAAUCACACAUAUCUAUUAAAAAGAGUGCUUACAUUUGGUGCAUCGACUGAGUGGGUGGAGCACCGUUCACAUAGGUAUAUUUCUUGACGAGACUGCUUAUUUAACCAGAUCCCUUUAUCUCCGAUGGUUCACUCCUUAAAUAGUUUAUAUUAGAUUUAAAUUCACUUUAAAUCAUUGUUCUAACACACCUGUUAUUAUUCUGAUCAGAGCUCACUAGAUCAGGUGGGGUAUUUGUUUCCUGGUUUGAGAAUGUUCGGCUCUCACCCCAGGUUCAGCAUACACCUCUUCAGCUCCAAACAAACACAUCUUCAACUCUAGGGUUGGGAACAACAAUCUCCAAUCAAUCUUCAACUCAAAAUCAACAUUCUCCUUUAAGUCCUGAAUACGUUAGAGUUGAGAAUAGUCAAGAUUGCAAGUACCGUGUACAGCAACGGUACAGCAGUAUAGGAGAUAUAAACACACCUGUGAAUAACUCAUGGCUGCAAUAACAGGACAGCUUCAUGCUCACAGGUACAUAGAGUACAGCGUCUCCUUCUUAUCCAGGUUAAACCAGGAUUAUAUAGUACCAGUACAAUCUUCUUCUGUUGAGGUACAGGUACAGCAGCAGCUACUCCGGAACUACCAUUUGUAGUGUACAAGUGUCAGAACAACAAGUGUCAAACCAGUCAGCUGGGGUCAGGAUGCAACGAUUUUGUCCUCAGCUCCUAAACAGGGGUAUAUAUUGUCGAUGCACCAGGGAGGGAUGAGAUCAGGGUACAACAACGUGUACACUGUUCCCAUGUACAAGUAGUACAGUACGUUAAGGAAUGUACAGUAUUAUAAUAUUUCUCAAACCUUUUGUUUAUAUCGUAGAGAAAUUAUUCGAAUUUGCAUUCAAACAAGACCAUAUUGUUUGGUCUGAAAAAGGCCUCUAAAUAUUUUUAAUAAAUGUUUUGAGAGUAAAUGUAGCGUUUAAAUACAUGGUUACAAUUUUAGGAUUGAUGGUAUUGCAACUGCUUCCUUUUAUAUAUAUAUAUAUAUAUACAAGUUUAAAAUCUUUUUACUUUCAUUUUUAGAUAAAACUUUCAGUUAUACAAUAAAAUUAGGCUAAAUAUGCUUUCAAUCAACAGGGUAAAAUAUUCGUUGAACAGGGCUAAAUAUGUGCUAGAAUUAGGGGUAAAUAGAAAGUACUUUAUAUCUUCUGUAGCUUGAAGAUUGAUGAUUAGGUGUGGAUCCAGCUCUCGUAGUUCAAGGUUUAUGUGAGCACUGGGUUCGUCACUCCUUGCACUUCCUAAACAGGGCUUUAGAUAUAGGUUUUACAAAUGGGUUGUUUGAUAUUGCCGAGCCCAACUUUGAACUAAUGCUGAGAAAUGAAAAGUCUAUGCCAAGAUCCAAGGAGAGUAUCAUGGAGGAUAUGCAGUUUUUGCAGGAUCAAAGAUCUGCUCGAAAAAUGGAGAUAAGCCAUCAAUGUGAUAUGGAGCUUGAGGAAGUUGUCAAGAGAAGAACUGAGAGGUAUAGGAGGCAUGAUGAGUAUAGAAAGAAUAUUGCUGCUGAAGGUUUCUGUGAUCCAUUCCCAGAUGAAGCCAAUGAUAUCUUUUAUGAUCCUGUCCCAGUUGAUAAAGGUUUGCACUGCAAGAAACAAAGUCACCAUUCGAUGAUGAUGAUAGUGAUGAUUCUGACAUCAAUGAUCAUAAUGAAAGCCAAACAUUUGUAUCAGAAGUCAACCUAGCAGGUCCUUCAAAUACAUCUAUUUCAGAAAGAGAAGAAUUGAGAAAGGUUCAACUUUAGUUACAGUUGAGAAAGAUAUCUCACUAUGUUGCCUCCACUAGUGGAGGCAACAACUUCCCUCAGCGUAAGAAGUGGGCUAAGCUAUAGAGACCAAACAGUGUUUCUUGCAGCAAUAGUAAAUUAUCUUGAUAUCCCUUUCAAACAAGUUGGUCUAAACAGAGAGACUGUGAGAAGAAAGCGAUUUGAAAUUGUUCAGAGAGAAGGUGAGGGUAUUAGGUCUGACUAUAUGAAAGAAAUGGCCAGUAAACAUUUAGUUCUACACUUUGAUGGGAAAAUUCUGAAACAUAUUGAAGAAGAAAGUAAGCAAGAGUACAUCAACUGAUAGGAUUGCCAUCUCAGUUACAAGUCCUGAAUUUGGAGACAGAGAUGACCUUUUAUUAGGAGUUGUGCCUUGUGAAAGUGGAAAAAGUGCAGAUUGUGCUCUUUGCAUUCAGAAUCUCUUUGAGUACUUUGAUGUAUGUGAUGGAAUAUUUGCUAUUUGUGCAGAUACAACUGCAGCAAAUACUGGACGUAACAAUUGAACUACUGUGAUUUUGGCUUAGGUUCUCCAGAAGCCAUUUCUGUGGUUAUUAUGUCGCCACCACAUCUCUGAACUUACUAUAAAGGCCUGCUAUCAAGCUGUCACAGGAGAAAAAACUGUUGGUCCCAGCAGAAAAAUGUUAUAGACAUAAAAAAAGAUUGGACAGAGAAGUAUCAUCCAGUGCUGUCAGCACAAGGUGUAACAGCACAUUUCAAGAAAAUUGAUGAGUCUGCUCUCCAGGUUGGAAGUGAGUUACACAGGAUCUAUCUAGAAUCUAAAAGUUUCAUUUCUUAUGCACUGGAGCAUGAAGUCUUCCCUAGGGGAGAUUACAAACAUUUAGUCCAGUAUCUGGCUUUUGCAAUGAAUAUAAAGUCUAAAAAGCUUGACAACUUCAAGAUCUACCAGCCAGGAGCCUGCCAUGAUGCUAGAUUUAUGGCAUAUGCAAUUUAUCUGGUAAUGCUAGAUAUUACAUCUCCUGUGCUUGAUUAUAAGUCUCAGACCAAGAUGGUGGGAAAGUUGACUUUGAUAAUUGCAAUCUAUUAUGGGCCUGCAUUCUUAAGAUCUACCAAAACAGAGCAUGCAGUCAUGAAUGAUUUCAACACAUUCAAGACAGCUAACAUCUUAAGCAAUGAGUUUGAUGAGGAAGUUGGGAGAUCACUGAAGAAAACUGUGAGUAAUCACACAGAAUAUUUGUCUCCAAAGUGUCUUCCAAUGGCUUUGACUGAUCCAGAUCUUGAUUUGGAAACCAAGAUCAAGCUUUUGUAUGCUCUUAUUGCGUAUGAAGUACCAGAGCUUACAGAAAUCAGUAUAACUGCUCCAGACAAGGUAGUAAUCACAGAGAAUACAAAUCUGGAGAGUCUCAUCACUCAGGAAAGCUGGACGAUGUUCAUUCUUCUUGGCAUAGAGAAAGAGGUUCAAGAGUGGUAUGAAGCAGCAGUGAAGGGAGAGGAUUUCCAGAAGAUGAAAUCCUUUGCAUGGUUUGAAGAAUUCAUUAAAACCCUCAGUUGCACCAAUGAUAGUGCAGAACGUAACAUUGGUUUGAUCCAGAGGUUUGUAGGAUCUUCAUUAAAUGAAGAUCAGCGCCAGAAUGUCUUAUUAGUUGUCAGAGAGAAUAGAAAAUUAAUCAGCAAGAGCAUGACUCAAUCUGAGCUUGCAAACUGAAGGCUAAUCAGGGGUACAUAUAUUACAUAUCCAUCUCUUCCUAAAUUACUUGUGAAAAUUCUUGUUAUUUUAACCAAUUUUAUAAAAAUACUGCUCAAAUUAGAUUCUACUGAAAUCACCCUUUACCCCAUAUUUCACAUUUUACGUAGAAUAUUGAAUUUAUGUACCAAUCAAGAAAGAAAUAAUAUGUAAACCAACUUAUAAUAAUGUUAUGCUAAAAUAAUGUUGAAAAGUCGGAUACAAUUUUUUCCGAAAAAUGAGAAAAGUCAAGGGUUUUCAAAAACUGUUUCAACCUAAGAGAAUAAAGUUAGAACCAUAAAUUUUUUUGGAUUUCACCUCUAAGGCUGAGUAAGGUUAGACAUCACACAUAGAACCUAUCCAUCUUUUGAUUUUUUGAUUUUUGAU
Molecule: messenger RNA, 5103 nt
Organism: Eurytemora carolleeae
Lineage: Eukaryota; Metazoa; Arthropoda; Copepoda; Calanoida; Temoridae
Exons: 2
Coding region: 3898-4698 (266 amino acids)
Source: RefSeq, a predicted model, not a curated record